Molecule: messenger RNA, 551 nt
Organism: Drosophila takahashii
Lineage: Eukaryota; Metazoa; Arthropoda; Insecta; Diptera; Drosophilidae
Source: RefSeq, a predicted model, not a curated record
AGAGUAGUGAGAAACAUCAGUAUGGGCUUUUUAAAAACUAUUGAGCCAUGGCCGCGUUUAGAUGGACAGCCGUGUUGGUUAUAAUAUUAUUAUUCCCAGUGGUAUAUUGCAAGUUCGAGUUUACCAACUUAAACUGUACUUCCUUGGACACAGAAUUCAUGGAUAACGGCGACUGCUUCUUAAAGUCUGUGAACCGGACUUAUAAGUACAUGACAGUAAGGCUAAAGUUUCACAAAUUCCCAGUUAAUAAUGUAACGGUAAGAGUGCGAGUUCUUAAGAGACUGAGUGGAUAUAAGCCCUUUCUUUACGAUUUUACUGCCGACGCCUGUAAAUUCCUUAAGGGAAAUCAGAAUCAGUUCUUAUCCUUCUUCUAUGACAUGUUCGCUCCAUAUUCAAAUAUUAACCACAGUUGCCCUUACAAUCAUGACGUUUAUGUAGAAAAGUUACCAAUUAGCUAUCUGGAUCAUAGAUUGACUGUUGUCAUUCCAAUGCCCGAAGGAUUACCUCUGCAUGGAUAUUUGUACUGGAAAAAUAAUACAAAAACAUACUAG